AGAAAAAUAUUAAACAAAUAAUUAACCUAUCAAAGAAACUCAAAAAAAAAUAACAUAAAAAUUAAUGGCAGGUGCUGUUAGGAAGAUUAAGUUAGGCUCUCAAGGCUUAGAAGUUUCUGCUCAAGGUCUAGGAUGUAUGGGGAUGUCUGCUUUUUACGGGCCUCCGAAACCCGAUGAAGAAAUGAUUGAAGUUAUCCACCAUGCUAUCAACUCCGGCAUUACGUUCCUUGAUACAUCCGACGUGUAUGGACCACAUACUAAUGAGAUUCUCCUUGGCAAGGCAUUAAAAGGAGAAUGGAGAGAAAAAGUGGAAUUGGCUACGAAAUUUGGCCUUAACAACGUUGGUGAUCCAAUUCAUCCAAAGAUGGAAAUUCGAGGUGACCCUGCAUAUGUAAGGGCUGCCUGUGAAGCUAGCUUGAAGCGGCUUGGUGUUGAUUGUAUCGACCUCUAUUAUCAACAUCGUGUUGAUACCAAUGUUCCCAUUGAAAUCACGAUUGGAGCACUAAAAAAAUUAGUUGAAGAGGGUAAAAUUAAGUACAUUGGUUUGUCUGAGGUACCUGCAUCGACGAUCAGAAGAGCACACGCAGUCCACCCGAUAACAGCAGUUCAGCUAGAAUGGUCGUUGUGGACUAGAGAUGUGGAGGAAGAAAUUGUUCCAACUUGCAGGGAACUUGGGAUUGGAAUUGUAUGUUACAGUCCUCUAGGAUGUGGCUUUCUCUCUUCAGGGCCUAAGAUGGUUCAGAGCCUUUCAAAAGAGGACGCCCGAAUGCAGUUUUUACCAAGAUUCAAUCUAGAAAAUCUUGAGCACAACAAACACAUCUUUGAACGGGUUACUGAUAUGGCGGUGAAAAAAGGAUGUACCCCUGCACAACUAGCAUUGGCUUGGCUCCAUCACCAGGGAGAUGAUGUGUGUCCAAUCCCAGGAACUACUAAGAUUGAGAACCUCAAACAGAACAUUGGCGCGUUGUCUGUGGAUUUAAGCCCCGAGGAUAUGGCUGAGCUAGAACACCUUGUCUCUGAGGAUAGUGUUAAGGGUGAUCGAUAUGUGGCUGCAAUUGCUACUUGGAAGACCUAUGAUACUCCACCUUUGUCUUCAUGGAAAACUGAAACAUAAAAUUAAAGAUGGUACAUAUUGUGCUUGGAUUGAGACUUCAGAGUGUUGUGUUGAUUAAAUCCUUAUUUAUGUGUUGUGUGCCAGAUUUGUGUAAUGUUUAAAGUGAUAUAUAAGUGAGUUUAAAGAGAUGACUAAUAUGUUAGUCACCUGUUACUUAAUACGAUUAUUUAAUGGAAUUAUUUAUACUUUAGUUUUAAAAAUUGUCAAUAGGGUUCAUCAUUCCUAUAUUUAGUCCCUUUACUAUAGGGUUUUCUGUAAUUAUGUAGCAAAGUUACCGAAAAAAAAUUAUUUUUGUAACUUAAUAUAUGCCCAAGGAGGAUAUGAUUGAAGUUAUCCACCAUGUUAUCAA
Messenger RNA from Chenopodium quinoa (quinoa), 1463 nucleotides. Its product is annotated as auxin-induced protein PCNT115-like. The record is from RefSeq and is a predicted model, not a curated record. NCBI's taxonomy places the organism in Eukaryota, Viridiplantae, Streptophyta, Magnoliopsida, Caryophyllales, Amaranthaceae. The transcript is spliced from 5 exons. Gene Ontology annotation, cellular component: cytoplasm. The coding region runs from base 65 to 1114 and encodes 349 amino acids.